AUGGCGCCGGUGCCGGGUGGCCUGCAGGAGGAGGUGCUGAGGCAGAAGGAGCAGCUGAAGGCCCUGUGGGAGCACACUGGCACAACCGCCAGGCAGAAUAAGGAGGAUGGUCCACCUGAGGCCAAGCAGUUCAGAGGCGAUGCUGAAGAGGCAGAGACCGCAAAACACAAUGAGCUCAAGUUGCAGAAUUACGUGCCAGACGAUGAAGAGCUCAAGCAGCAAGUGGUGUCUCAAGCCAAGCCAGCCUCAGGGGAGGACAAGGUGAAGGACCAGCUGGAGGUUGCCAAGCCCGAACCCAUCAUCGAAGAAGUGGAUUUGGCAAACCUUGCACCCAGGAGGCCUGACUGGGAUGUGAAGCGAGACGUUGCCAAGAAACUGGAGAAGCUUGAGAAGCGAACGCAAAGGACCAUUGCCAAGCUAAUCAGAGAGAGGCUCAGAGGCCAGGAGGAGAACUUGGCAUCAGCGGUCAAUGCAGCAAAGCAGGAUGGAAGUGACUCGGACUGA
Molecule: messenger RNA, 504 nt
Organism: Eublepharis macularius
Lineage: Eukaryota; Metazoa; Chordata; Lepidosauria; Squamata; Eublepharidae
Product: coiled-coil domain-containing protein 12-like
Exons: 1
Coding region: 1-504 (167 amino acids)
Cellular component (GO): U2-type spliceosomal complex; post-mRNA release spliceosomal complex
Source: RefSeq, a predicted model, not a curated record